AGACAGGAUGGUGUGUGGCACAAAUAGCUCUACAAUGACAGAGAGACUGCUCAGAGAAGAGAAUCUGACACUGUAGACAAAGUGAUGCAGUUUGUACCUCGUGCAGUACUCGUGGACUUGGAGCCCGGCACAAUGGACUGUGUGAGGUCUGGUGCAUUUGGACAGGUGUUUAAACCCGACAACUUUGUCUUCGGUGAAAAUAUUGAUGAUCUAGGAAAGAUAUCUAUAUUUGCAUGUAACUGGGCCAAAGGCCACUACACUGAGGGAGCUGAGCUGGUGGACUCGGUCCUGGAUGUGGUGAGAAGUUCCCAGCUCACACAUUCCCUGGGAGGAGGCACGGGCUCGGGCAUGGGCACGCUCCUCAUCAGCAAGAUCCGAGAGGAGUAUCCAGACCGUAUAAUGAACACUUUCAGCGUUGUGCCAUCCCCCAAGGUGUCAGACACUGUGGUGGAACCUUACAAUGCCACACUCUCCGUCCACCAGCUGGUUGAGAACACAGAUGAAACUUACUGCAUUGAUAAUGAGGCCCUGUAUGACAUUUGCUUCCGUACACUGAAACUCACCACUCCCACCUACGGUGAUCUGAAUCACCUUGUCUCAGCCACCAUGAGCGGGGUGACCACCUGCCUUCGCUUCCCGGGCCAGCUCAACGCUGAUUUGAGGAAACUGGCCAUAAACAUGGUGCCUUUCCCUAGACUGCACUUCUUCAUGCCAGGUUCUGCCCCCUUGACCAGUCGAGGGAGUCAACGGUACAGGGCUCUAUCAGUUCCUGAACUCACCCAGCAGAUGUUUGAUGCCAAGAACAUGAUGGCAGCUUGUGACCCACGCCACGGCCGUUACCUCACAGUCGCUGCCAUUUUUCGAGGCCACGUGUCCAUGAAGGAGGUGGACGAGCAAAUGUUGAAUGUGCAGAACAAGAACUCCAGCUACUUUGUUGUUGCCACAGCUGCUGGGAGGUUUUUGGGAUUCCUGGAGGCAAUUUGA
Molecule: messenger RNA, 984 nt
Organism: Cololabis saira (Pacific saury)
Lineage: Eukaryota; Metazoa; Chordata; Actinopteri; Beloniformes; Belonidae
Product: tubulin beta chain-like
Exons: 7
Coding region: 85-984 (299 amino acids)
Biological process (GO): mitotic cell cycle; microtubule cytoskeleton organization
Cellular component (GO): microtubule; cytoplasm
Molecular function (GO): GTPase activity; GTP binding; structural constituent of cytoskeleton
Source: RefSeq, a predicted model, not a curated record